GAGCGGCGGCGGGAGCGCGGCGGGGCCGGGGGGCGGCGGGGCCGGGAGCGGGCGGGGGGAGCCCGGCCGGGCCGUGAGGGCGCGGCGGAGCCUGGCGGCGGCGGCGGAGCGGCCUGGGGGCUCCCCCCGGCGAGCGCGGGCCGAGCGGGCCGGGCCGGCGGCCGUGGCGGGGCUAUGAUGAGCCCGCUGCGGGGCUCCGCACCCCCGCGUGUCCCCCUGGCAGGUCCGGCCCGCGGCUGAGAACCCCCCACCGGCGGUAUGGCCUCACAGCUGCAGGUGUUCUCCCCUCCGUCAGUAUCCUCGAGUGCCUUCUGCAGUGCCAAGAAACUGAAAGUGGAGCCGUCUGUCUGGGAUGUUUCAGGACAGAGCAGUAGUGACAAGUAUUAUACCCACAGCAAAAACCUCCCAGCAGCUCAAGGGCAAGCCAGCUCCUCUCAUCAGGUAGCCAAUUUCAGCAUCCCUGCCUACGACCAGAACCUCCUUCUCCCUGCUCCCUCCGUCGAGCACAUCGUGGUCACCGCGGCCGACAGCACCGGCAGCAGCGCCACCGCCUCCUUCCAGAGCAGCCAGACCCUCUCACACAGGAGCAACGUUUCUUUGCUGGAACCAUACCAAAAAUGUGGAUUAAAAAGGAAAAGUGAGGAGGUCGACAGCAACGGUAGUGUGCAGAUCAUUGAGGAACAUCCACCUCUCAUGCUGCAAAACAGACCUGCGGUGGGUGCUGCGGCCACGACCACCACGGUCACCACGAAGAGCAGCAGCUCCAGUGGGGAGGGGGAUUAUCAGCUGGUCCAGCAUGAGAUCCUGUGCUCUAUGACAAACAGCUAUGAGGUCCUGGAGUUCCUGGGGCGGGGGACGUUCGGGCAGGUGGCGAAAUGCUGGAAACGUAGCACGAAGGAGAUCGUAGCCAUCAAAAUCCUGAAGAACCACCCGUCGUACGCCCGGCAGGGCCAGAUCGAGGUGAGCAUCCUGUCCCGCCUGAGCAGUGAGAAUGCUGACGAGUACAACUUCGUCCGCUCCUACGAGUGCUUUCAACACAAGAAUCAUACUUGCCUUGUAUUUGAGAUGCUGGAACAGAACUUAUAUGAUUUCCUAAAGCAAAACAAGUUCAGCCCGUUGCCCCUGAAGUACAUCCGGCCCAUUCUGCAGCAAGUGGCCACUGCCUUGAUGAAGCUAAAGAGCCUGGGUCUGAUCCAUGCUGACUUGAAGCCAGAGAACAUCAUGUUGGUGGAUCCUGCACGCCAGCCCUACAGAGUGAAGGUGAUAGACUUUGGGUCAGCCAGCCACGUGUCCAAGGCCGUGUGCUCCACGUACUUGCAGUCGCGCUAUUACAGAGCUCCUGAAAUCAUCCUGGGUUUGCCAUUCUGUGAAGCCAUUGACAUGUGGUCGCUGGGCUGUGUGAUUGCUGAGCUGUUUCUGGGCUGGCCUCUGUAUCCAGGAGCAUCUGAGUAUGAUCAGAUUCGUUAUAUUUCACAAACUCAAGGCCUUCCAGCAGAGUAUCUUCUCAGUGCAGGAACGAAAACAAGCAGGUUUUUUAACAGAGAUCCAAAUUUGGGAUACCCACUGUGGAGGCUAAAGACCCCAGAAGAACAUGAGUUGGAAACAGGAAUCAAAUCAAAAGAGGCUCGGAAAUACAUUUUCAACUGUUUGGAUGAUAUGGCGCAGGUGAAUAUGUCUACAGACUUAGAGGGCACCGACAUGUUGGCAGAGAAGGCUGACCGAAGGGAGUAUAUUGAUUUGUUGAAGAAAAUGUUGACAAUUGAUGCAGAUAAGAGAGUUACUCCACUGAAGACUUUGAACCAUCCAUUUGUUACAAUGACACAUCUACUGGACUUCCCCCACAGUAACCAUGUGAAAUCUUGCUUUCAGAACAUGGAGAUCUGCAAGCGAAGGGUUAACAUGUACGAUACAGUGAAUCAGAUUAAGAGCCCAUUCACAACUCACGUUGCUCCCAAUACAAGCACAAACCUGACAAUGAGCUUUAACAACCAGCUCAACACAGUACACAACCAGGCCAGUGUGUUGGCAUCCAAUUCUACUGCUGCUGCUACUCUUUCCCUGGCAAACUCGGAUGUCUCCCUGCUAAACUAUCAGUCUGCCCUGUACCCAUCAUCUGCAGCCCCAGUUGCAGGAGUGGCUCAGCAGAGUGUUUCCUUGCAGCCUGGAACCACCCAGAUCUGCACACAGACUGACCCCUUCCAGCAGACCUUCAUUGUUUGUCCCCCUGCUUUUCAAACCGGACUUCAGGCAACUACAAAGCAUUCUGGGUUCCCAGUAAGGAUGGAAAAUGCUGUCCCAAUUGUGCCACAAGCACCUGCAGCACAGCCACUGCAGAUCCAGUCUGGAGUUCUCACACAGGGGAGCUGUACACCACUAAUGGUAGCAACUCUUCAUCCUCAAGUAGCCACCAUCACGCCGCAGUAUGCGGUGCCCUUUACCCUGAACUGCGCAGCCGGCCGGCCGGCGCUGGUCGAACAGACGGCUGCAGUACUGCAGGCCUGGCCGGGGGGAACCCAGCAGAUCCUGCUCCCUUCCACCUGGCAGCAGCUCCCAGGGGUUGCUCUGCACAACUCUGUCCAGCCAGCAGCCGUCAUCCCGGAGACCAUCGGCAGCAGCCAGCAGCUGGCUGACUGGAGGAAUGCACAUUCCCAUGGAAAUCAGUACAGCACUCUCAUGCAACAGCCAUCUCUGCUGACCAACCACGUGACAUUGGCUACAGCACAGCCUCUGAACGUUGGAGUGGCUCAUGUUGUGAGGCAGCAGCAGAGCAGCAAUGUGCCAGCAAAGAAGAACAAGCAGCCAGCACCAAGCACAGCCAAGCCCAGCUCAACCCUGGAGACCGUGCCCACCCAAGUGUACUCUCUCAUUGGGAGCAGCCCCCUGCGCUCCACCUCCUCCUCUUCCAACGUGCUGGUCCCAGUGCAGGAGCAGCACCAGCCCAUCGUGAUCCCGGACACUCCGAGCCCCCCUGUCAGUGUCAUCACCAUCCGCAGCGACACCGAUGAGGAGGAGGACAGCAAAUACAAACCUGCCAGUUUGGGCAUGAAGCAGAGGUCCAAUGUCAUCAGCUACGUCACUGUUAACGACUCCCCUGACUCUGACUCCUCCCUGAACAGCCCCUAUGCCACAGACCCCCUGUCCUCCCUCAGGAGCACCGGAGGGGCCCUGGAGCUGCCAAGCAGGGCUGCUCCUGACAGCUCCAGCUCCCGGACCAUCAUCGUGCCACCCCUGAAAACACAGCUCAACGACUGCAUUGUAGCCACCCAGGCUUCAGGCAUCCUGAGCAGCACCAGUAAGACCAAGCCAGUGGCCUCGGUGAGCGGGCAGUCGUCAGGAUGCUGCAUAACCCCCACGGGGUACCGCUCCCACCGCGUGGUGACCAGCGGCGUGCAGCCCCUCAACCUCAGCCAGAACCAGCAGACCACAGUGCUGGCCUCCCAGGAGAGAAGUGGAAACGCUGUCCCACGUAGGCAGCAAGCUUACGUGGCCCCCCUCACGUCAACUAUUUCUCAGGCUCCCUACACGUUCCAGCACAGCAGCCCAGUGCAUCCCCACCUGGCAGCAGCCACGGCCAGUGCCCACCUGUCCAGCCAGCCCCACAUGUACACUUACGCUCCCACCACGGCGGCCACGCUGGGCUCCACCACCUCCAUCGCCCACCUCUUCUCCCCUCAGGGCUCCUCCCGGCACACCACGUACGCUGCCCACCCCAGCACCCUCGUCCACCAGGUCCCCGUGAGCGUUGGGCCCAGUCUGCUGACUUCCAACGUCCCACCCGCCCAGUACCAACACCAGUUUGCUCCCCAGUCCUAUAUUGGUGCUUCCAGAGGAUCUGCUAUUUACACUGGAUACCCGCUGAGCCCCACCAAGAUCAACCAGUACUCCUACUUGUAGUUCCCAGUAAAGCACUGUCCUGCAAUAGAGAGAGUGGAGAAGGAUUUCAGGUGAACCUUUACCUGGGAAUGACUGCCUGGCUCGUGUUUCUCCCUGGUCUGGGUGUGUGUUGUUCCAAAAUGUCUCUGGUGAGUUCGGUCACUAACUGGGCAGCAUGUUUUGUUACCAGUACGAGGGUCACUAAUUAAGUUUUUAAAAUUUUACUUACUUUUUAUAGAUGCUUUUAAAAAAAAAAUUCAUGGUCACAUUUAUUUAAAAUUGUUCUGUUGUGCUAAUCAAAAGGGGUGUCAAAUCAGUGUCUUGGAAGACAGAUCCUGAUGUCUUUUUUUAACUUGUGUAACUUAAACAGAAAAGAUUUGCAGAUUCUAUUUUAGCAGCUUGCACAAAUCCAUGUUGCCACUAAAAAUGUAAUGCAUGUUUAUCUCAUUAUGUUGCUGGGGCAGUUUUAAAAUCAGAUUUAGUAUUUUAACAUUUGUUCUCUAAUUCACUUUGUCUCUAACAAAUUGCUGGUUCUGCAAAAGCCAUUACAUCUCCAUAUAUGUUUCUGUCAAAGGUUUUUUGUUUACUUCUCUGCUUUGUUUAAGGACUGGUAGAGGCAGCUGCCUUACAGCAGCAAGGUGAUAUAUUCAGGAGUCCUGCAAACCCUGGAGUCUGCUUUGUUUUCUUGAAAAUUCUCCAUAACCCAGCUGAAUUUUCUGUUGUGUUCAUUGCAGAAUUCUUUUAAGUUCUUCAAAGUGCAUUCAGGAUCUCACUGUGUGGCAGAGCUCAGCAGCUCUGUCAGGAUGUCGUUGUCUUCAGUUGAGAGUGAAUAGUGCAGCACUGCUCUAAAAUUUGGUUUCUGCAGCUUAUUAGAUGCUGGCCCUAUAAUGGAGCUGGAUUCCUUCACAGAAGCACAGGGCUUUGCUUUGUUCCGUUUUUUCUUAAUGAUUUUUUUCCUCACGUGAUUCAUUUAGGAGGGAGAUGAAUUUGAAAUACAAUGAAACAUCACUGUAUUGAUGAUGUACAGCUUUUUAUACUCCUGUGAGCGUAUCCUCCUGGAUAUGUCAACAGCUACUUUAAAGCGCUCUUAAUAAGACUUGUAAACAGUAAGUGCAUGUAGGAAUUGC
Pseudopipra pipra is the source of this 5000-nucleotide messenger RNA. It is a transcript of the gene HIPK1, whose product is annotated as homeodomain interacting protein kinase 1. The record is from RefSeq and is a predicted model, not a curated record. The coding region runs from base 259 to 3894 and encodes 1211 amino acids. The transcript has 16 exons. Gene Ontology annotation, cellular component: PML body; nucleus; cytoplasm. NCBI's taxonomy places the organism in Eukaryota, Metazoa, Chordata, Aves, Passeriformes, Pipridae. Gene Ontology annotation, biological process: intrinsic apoptotic signaling pathway in response to DNA damage by p53 class mediator; smoothened signaling pathway; peptidyl-threonine phosphorylation. Gene Ontology annotation, molecular function: protein tyrosine kinase activity; ATP binding; protein serine/threonine kinase activity.